Messenger RNA from Cynoglossus semilaevis (tongue sole), 5436 nucleotides. RefSeq names its product Rho GTPase activating protein 40 (gene arhgap40). Gene Ontology annotation, cellular component: cytoplasm. Gene Ontology annotation, biological process: signal transduction; regulation of small GTPase mediated signal transduction; regulation of actin filament polymerization. The record is from RefSeq and is a predicted model, not a curated record. NCBI's taxonomy places the organism in Eukaryota, Metazoa, Chordata, Actinopteri, Pleuronectiformes, Cynoglossidae. Gene Ontology annotation, molecular function: GTPase activator activity.
GUAGAAAUCCAAUAGGCAUCCCUAAUGCGUAAUAAUCUUGUCAGAAACAACAUGUGUCAAACAUGUGGCUCAGCAGCCUUUAGGAAACCUGAGGCGCCACCUGAUAUCCUAAUACAGGUAACCUGUAUUUACAGAACAGAAUGCUGCUCAGCCAGUCAUAUUAAGAAUAUGUCAAUUUUCUUUUUUUAAUUGUGGGAUUUAGGUUAUAGAGUGAGGCAAAGAAAGAACUUUGUUUCAGGAAAAGAUGAAGAAUAUAAAAGUACAAUCAGUGAAGAUGUGAAAAUUGAUAUUCAUUUGGCUUGCUGUGCCCCAACUACAAUAGCUCCUUGCUCCCUAUUUGGCCCCCGACCCCUACUUUGGGAACCAUUGGUUUAACUAUUGGACAUAACUGUGUAAAUACAGUAAAACUCUAGUAUGUGAGGGAUUAAACGUAAACAAUAAUCCUUCUGAAAGUAUUGGUCGGUCUAAGGAGCACCGACCAAACUAACCACCAACCAAACCACAGACACAGAUACUGUGUGCAGCUCCUGAGUUCCACCUAACCCAGCUAUUCCGUCCCUUCCUUCUGUCUGCGUCUCAGCCCUGGUCAAGUAUUCAACCACUCAGCUCCUCGCCCCCCACUGCCCUCCCAACACUCCACCCCAUGCAGACCUCCUUUCCUGCCUCAGGAUGCGAUGCAGUGACGUUGCUUGCCAGCGCAGUGAGAUUGUCCUUGUCCUGAUGUGUUUGUGCACUGAAGAGGUUACAGGGAAACAGCUUGCCAGGGGCAGGCAGCUGCUGCUUCCUACAGUUUGCAGCAGUUUUGGGGGGGACAACAGCAGGAUGCCAUGGGGGAGAAGUGGCUCAGCGGCCAUGCUGCUGCUGCUGUCGGGCAGAGCCAUCGGACGGGCCAAGACCAGAGACCCCAGUCCCACCGAGAUGAGCGUGGAGCCCUGGGCCAGCCCGCAGGACCAGGCAGCCGCUGAACACACACACAGCGCCGUUUCUUCUCUGGACCAGGAGCAGCAUCCGGACAAACUCUGCCUGGACUCUUUCUGGAGCGAGGUGGAGACCAUCCGACAGGGGAGUGGCGACGCAGACCUCGAAUGCACCAGGAGGGACUCCAGACAGUCUGAAGAGGGCGAACAGGAAGAGCAGUGGCUGGCUGACGCUGGGUUGUCGACCCUCAUCAGCGAGGACAGUGGAGACAUAGACAAUGUUGUGUUGCUGUCUACCUUGACCCGGACCCAGGCUGAGGCUGUCCAACGCCGAAUAGACUCUUACACGCUUUCCCUCCGCAAGAGGAACAAACCGGCGCCGCGGGACGUUCGUGACAUCUUCAAUUCCCCCAUUACACAGACACUUCUGCCCGAUCCUCAGCACGGUGACGACCUGGCACAAAACAGCAUGGCGUCGGUUGCCAAAACACCGCUGUCAGGUGUGACCCCGGAGCAUCAGCGGUGUGCCCCUAAAGAGGAAUUCCUCUUCACGGACGUGGCCUACUGUGAACAGGCCGUCAUCUUCCUCAAACAGGCCAAACUGCCACAGAACAGCAGCCAGAGCAGGAAAGAAGAUGGGACUCUGCCUCGGGUGGUCUGCCCCAAGUGUCGCCUGGGAGUGACUCGAGUCCAGGAUCUCUCCCAAGCUGACAUGAAGAAGGUGCGUCAGCUGGCUCUCAUCGACAUGACAGCGCUGUGUGACCUCUUAGAGUUAGAGGUCAAGAGGCACAAGUCCGUGAAGAGAAAAAUCCCAGAAAGCUGUCUGUAUGGGGUUCCCCUGGCCACGAUGCUGGAGAACGACCAGAAAAUAAAGCCCAACACAUCAAUCCCACUUUUCCUGCAGGCGUUGUUGUCAUUUUUGGACAAAAAAGGUCUCGACUCAGAGGGGAUCCUGCGGGUUCCAGGAUCGCAAUCCAGAAUCAAGCUGCUGCAGCAGAACCUGGAGACCAACUUCUACUCUGGGCUGGUCAGCUGGGACGAAGUGAGUCCGAACGAUGCUGCCGCACUGCUGAAAAAGUUCAUCCGAGAACUGCCCGCUCCUCUGCUCACCCCCGAGUACCUGAACACCUUCAGCGCUGUCAGAGACAUCACAGACCUGAAACAGAAACUUCAUAUGUUGAACCUGCUCGUCCUGCUGCUGCCUGAGCCCAACAGAAACACACUGAAGGCUCUCCUCGACUUCCUCAGUAAGGUGGUUUCCAGAGAGAAGAGGAACAAGAUGAACCUGUGGGCCGUGGCCACCAUCAUGGCUCCAAACCUCUUCCUCCACAAAGCUGUGCCAAGUCGUCUGACGGAGGGGGCGGAGAAAGGACAGGCAGAGAAGGCGGCUGACGUUAUGAGACUUCUCAUCCGCUACCAGGACUUCCUGUGGAUAAUCCCUAACUUCCUCCUGUACCAGGUUCGCAAGCUGAACGAGAACAGUAGCCGGCGUUACCAGUUCUACGAUCGCCGCAUCAAGAACCUUCUCAGGAAGAUCCACACAGAUAGCCGCGAGAAAACGGAAAAAAACAGCUCAGAGCACUGCCGUACAGUAAAGGUCCACGUGGGGGAGCUGGUGAGAGGCACCAUGGAGUUUCAGCUCAGCAUCAACUCACGAACCUCUGACCUGCUCUCUCAGUUUCACCGUCAGUUCCUUCGUAGCCCUGAAAAAGGAAAGGGCAAGAUGCGAAGGAAUGGCUCUGUGACUUAUUCAGACUGCGCUGUGUACGAGGUGGGAGGAAACAUCGGUGAGCACUGCCUGGAUCUUGAUACACACCUCCUGGAUCUGUACAACAACAACCCCGGAGGGGAGUGGGUCAUCAGGCUGAGACCCGGUGCCAGCAGAGGUCUGUAGUGCAGCAGCCGUGGACAGAACAGGAAACAGGUGUCUGAGGACAAGAGAAGAAGAGGAAAAAAAUGAAUCCACGCAGCCUCCUGUUCAACCUCGGAGCAACAUGUCAGAGGGAGACAGAUGGAGGAGGCAGAAGCAGAGGAGGGAGAAUCUGCCCGGAGCAGAGCCUGAGAACUGCUUCAGAUCAGAUGGACUAACUCAGUGGAAAAGUUUUCUUUUCUCUCUUCCAUCGUCAUUUUCCUCAAAUUCACCGUCCCUGUUCAAGCCACAACCCUGGAAGCGUGGCGCUGCUGACGUGAUUCAUUAGUUCCGACAGAGAACCUGCUGCACAGAACAGAUGGGAACACAGAGAACCUCUGGCUACAGAGAGCCCAGGCUCCUGCUGUUGUCUCAGGCCAGUCACACAGAGUUUCUCUGCUUUAUAUUCAUUCAUCUGUCUGUUUGAAAAAAAAAAAACAACUAAAAAUAUUAGCUUCACACCGUUAGACACAAGUUCUUACAAUUAGUUUUGAUCAACAAAGCAAGAGAAAUUAAGAGAAAUUUAGUUUUAGUUUUUUUGAAUCUUCUGUAAUACUAAAAAAAAAUAUUUUAGACAUGGACAUUUUAAGUAAACUACUAUUUUCACUGAACAAAAAUAUGAAUCAGGAAAAUUUCCCAAGCUAAUUUUAAAAAAAUGUUUACUUGUCUCCACAAAACAAUGACUGUAAAACACUUAGUGUUUGUUCAGUCUAGUCAUUUUCUGUGUUCAAAUUUGUCUCUGCUGCGACCUUUCUGCAGCAGCUUCUCACCACCAAGAGGACACGCCCCUCACUUUGAGAACACCUCUUAUAAUUGUUUACUGAGAUCAACCAAAAAAACCCUUCCUUGUUCCAAAAGAGAUCAGAUGAGUGGAGGCAGGUGACUUAAACCACACCUCAAGUAAGGACAGGAAAUAAAAAGUAUUUGAAAUACAUUAGGAUCAAUGCAGAAAUAAUUAACGUGAAACCUGAGCCUGAGACGCAGAAUGGACUUUUUGUAAACAGACGAAUCAUUGACUAAUUAACUGAUUGAUCUGCAUUGGACUCUGCAUUUUCUCUGACAGUGAUUUUUAAGAAGAAAGGCAGGAUUUCUCUGUGGUCUGUGGUCAUUCACCUGUGCAUGUGUGUGUUUGGGAUAGACCUGAUAUCCCUGUUAUCUAUACAGCCCCAUGGUCUCCUGGGCCUUAUAAAAAUCCAUGGACUUCCAAGGACCCUUGACCUGCACUGAGGGGCUGCUCAGAGAGUCUCCUCCGUAUUGACCCCUGGGGGAGAUUCAGUGUCACAGCCUGAAGGACACUGAGUGUUUUUGUACAAAAGAAGGGAAUUGUUCAGGCCACCACAGUGAAGCUGGUCUUCAGUGGGGCUGAGCUGACGUCUGGCUGUAAUUAUCUGUGUGAAUGUGCUGCUGUCGUUGCUUCUCUAUCUGAUAAGUGUUCUGUGACUCACAGACAGUGUUGAGGAUCCUGCUGCAGUAUAACAAGCAGUGUGUGUUGUGUUAACUCGCCCGUACUCAGAAUGGGAAUUUACAGUGUUCUUGUACAUAUUUUUAUGUCUAUUUCUACAUUUGUUUCCACUGAACGGUGCAGAAAAAAAACACCUUCCUGUGUACAUACCCCUCAGACCUGCCCUCUGCUGCAACCAAGCACUAAACCCACGUCCGUGGAACUCUACCUUGUGACACGUUGUUCUUCCAAAAGCAGCUCAAGUUCAUUUCAGACAGUAUUUUCUACCAGACUGUGACUCGUUUCCCUCCUCGCCACCUGAGCGCCAUGUUGGUGCUGCGCAGCCAUUUUGUGGAUGUGAUCAGACGCUCCGCUCAGUAGAUGGAGUAAUGACGGGCCGACACCAGCACCGACAUCUAUCAUCGGCCUCUGCUCCAUCUCUGUCACCGGCCUCAUAAUGGACCAUAAUGGAGGUGCGGCGCUCGCAUCACAAAGGCGCCGAGAAAUCACUUUUCCUUGAUAAGGACGGGGGUAAUAAAUGGCUGUUAUAAAUUCUGCUGCCCUGGACCUGACAGCAGCACCAGAGCGUGCCUGCAUCAUGGAACGCGUGUGUGUGUGCAUGCAUGUGUGUGAUGAGCUUCAUUACACAAGUCCAAUUGGCCCUUGCCGGGGACACGGGCACAGCUCAGUGCCUCAGCACAAAGCAAGCUGAUGAAUCUGCCUCCUGCUGACAAUCAGAGGAAGUAGGUCACCUCUGAGGCAGCAGUGAGCCUCCAAAUACCCCCAGGAGCCAGGCACAGGGGUGUAUGCAUGCUGUCUAAACACACAUGACACACACGUGGUUGGAUCAAAAUAAGGGUCGAAAGUUCACACGGUGCGGUUUUGUGAUGAAUCUGUGUUUGUGUAAAUGUGAACGGGAGGGAAAAAAAGAUAAACAUCUUCAAAUGUAAAUAUUUCCGUCAUUGACUCAACGGUGUUUUGUAGACUCGUAUUAUCUUCAUCUGCAUCCAGCUUUAAUUCAACGAAAGCUUCUCAGUCAUCAGAAUGUAUAUUUAUGCCCUUGACACCAGUCGUUUGAACACCUUUUUUUGUAAAAGUACUUUUGUGUAGCCAAAAAAAAAAGACACUUUUACAGGAUGUUGUUUUUAUGUCAAUAAAUGUGAAUCUGA